This is a messenger RNA of Rhopilema esculentum, 1948 nucleotides long. Its product is annotated as calcium uptake protein 3, mitochondrial. The record is from RefSeq and is a predicted model, not a curated record. Gene Ontology annotation, cellular component: uniplex complex. Gene Ontology annotation, biological process: mitochondrial calcium ion homeostasis; calcium import into the mitochondrion. Lineage: Eukaryota; Metazoa; Cnidaria; Scyphozoa; Rhizostomeae; Rhizostomatidae. Gene Ontology annotation, molecular function: calcium ion binding.
UUGUUGUAGACAUAAUUGUACUCAAGGAAACAUUAAAAUGGCGGCAAGACGGUUGUGUAUAUUUUUCGGGUCCAGUAGAUACUUAAAGAGCUCCAGACCACAAAAGUUUUGCCAGUUUCACACCAAAAGUACUGUUAAUGGGUCGCUUUCUCGUAAUGUAAUCGCUUUCACGAGUGGCUGUUUUGGAAGCUUGGCGUUAUUUGAGCUUUAUAACUACAAACAGGUUCCCGGACCGGGAAGAACUUUGAUAUGCAUUGCUGCUUCAGAAGAAGGAAAAGCAGAAGAAGCUGCGCCAAAAGUGAUGUCACGGCGAGAAAGGAGAUUCAACCAAUUUGCAUCGUGUGAUUAUAAUGGAGAAGUACUAAUGACAGCUCAAGACUUUUUGGAAUCCUUGACAGAGAAUGAGCCAAAAUUUUCAAGAACAAGCAAAGUAAACCUGAAGGAUGAGGAUCUUGAAAAGAUAAAGCAGAAGACCCCUGGUAUAAACAGUGGCUCACACACUUUCUUCAGAGAUCUCCACCAAAAUGGAGUAAUAACAUACUCUGAGUACCUGUUUCUGGUCACUAUUUUAACAAAAUCCAGAACUGGCUUGAAGAUAGCAUUCAAGAUGAUUGAUGUUGAUGGAAACCAUCAUAUCAACAAAGAAGAGUUCCAAGGGAUUCAACAAAUGAUAAACAAGUCAUCUACUCGAGAAACUCGAAAUGGUCAAAACUCAUUGGAUUACACGACGCUGCUCACCCAUCUAUUUGGCCACGAUGGCAAGCGAGAGCUUACUUUUGAGCAAUUUUUCAAAUUUAUGGAUGACUUGCAGUCAGAGGUUCUAGAACUUGAGUUUCAUGAAUUUUCAAAGAGCAUGAAGACGAUAUCAGAGCUUGAUUUUGCUCGUAUACUACUUCGCAAUACCGUUUUAUCAGCUGAUGAGCACGAGGAUUACUUGAAUAGGCUGCACAAGAGGAUUCCAGAACCAAAGGGAGUGACUUUGGGGGAAUUCAAAGCGUUUAAUAGAUUCUUGAAUAACGUUGACGAUUUUGUGGUCGCAAUGAGAAUGUUUAACAUGAUGCAUGAACCAAUUGGACAGGAUGUUUUCAUCCGUGCCAUCAAAGUCUCCACUGGUGAAGAUAUCAAUCCUUACGUCAUCAAUGUUGUCUUCCAGCUUUUCGACAUCGACGGUGAUGGAAAGCUAAGCGAUGUGGAAUUUGUUGGUAUUAUGAAAGACAGGCUCAAGAGGGGUUUUGGGAAAUUCCCCAGUCCUGUCAAAUGGGCAGGAUUCAAGCACUGCCUGCGCAAAGAGGUAAAACAAGGUUAAUUACUGGGGCCUUGACUGUUCAUUAAUCUAUAUCAAUGUAAGUAAAAAAGCACUGGUUCGUAAUAUUCAUAGGCGUUGGACAAACAGUUCUCAACUGAGUAUAUUUUGCAAAUGGUUGUUCAUCAAUAAUUCAAUUAUGGGGGUUAAUUUUUUAGGAAAUUGGGCGUAGUUCUUUCUGGUGCAGAAGAGAAUUUGUGUCAGAAAAAUAUUUUAAUGCCAUUCUAGUCUUUGAAGAUUUAUUGCUUGUCUUUCUUUGGCUGUAGUUAUUUAAUGGGUCAUGUUAUCAUUUCAACAUUCGACUGUCAAUAAAAGGGUUUAACAGGGGUUUGCACACUUCAUGAGGAAGUUCUGUCUAGUGUAUGUCUCAAUAGUUUUCCCAGGAAAGGGUUACUCUUAAAAGCUUCCAAGUAUUGUAUUUGUUUUUCUAGCCUUUGUUUAAGGGAAGUUUUGCUUGGGUUAGCAAAAUUUUUCCAGAAAUAUAAAGAUGUAUAUAUGUGUCGUAACAUAUUAGUUUUUCGUUGGGAUUUAUUCAUAUUUGUAGUUAAGUGUAAUGAUAUUCUGCAGCAUAUGACUGUUUAUAAUUGCUAGUCAUUUGUAAGUUAUAUUAAAAAGCUAUAUGUAUUAAAUGUUUAUUGCUAUGUG